This is a messenger RNA of Solea solea (common sole), 1938 nucleotides long. RefSeq names its product tripartite motif-containing protein 16. NCBI's taxonomy places the organism in Eukaryota, Metazoa, Chordata, Actinopteri, Pleuronectiformes, Soleidae. The transcript has 2 exons. Gene Ontology annotation, molecular function: zinc ion binding. The record is from RefSeq and is a predicted model, not a curated record. Bases 158 to 1717 code for a protein of 519 amino acids.
CCUGAAACUGUUGUGCAGUGCAGCUGUUACCAAGUGUUCUGAUGAGACACUGAAAAACCAGAAACAGAAAAACAACUUAAAUAAUUUAAGAAGCAUCAGGUAGGAUUCUAGAGACAUUAUUAAACAAGUCAAAUCAAGACUUCCAGUUUCAGAAAACAUGUCUGACAAUCUGCAAAACAACAUGAAGCAAGUAAUCCUCUGUGACAUGUGUACUGGGGAGGACAGGAAACCAGCAAAAAAGACCUGCAUGAAAUGUGAGAUCUCCAUGUGCGUGCAGCACCUGCAAGUCCACCUCACCACACCCGUCUUACUUCAAACUCACCCUCUGACUGAACCUAUGGCUUUAAGUGGCACCACCAAAUGCCCCCAACAUGGCAAACUCCUAGAGUACUACUGCCUGGAUGAUAAGACCUGUGUGUGCGUUUCCUGUGCCAUUGAAGACCAGCACCGACUACACAAUAUGAAAACCUUCUCCACAGCCCAAAAAGAGCUCAUGGAAAAACUCAAAGCUGAGCAGGAGGCCUUACUGGUCAAAACUGAUGAUGAGAACGUGAGUCUGGAAAAGUGGGAGAAGAGUGAAAGAGAAAAGCUGAGUCACUGUAACGUGCGCCUCAUUGAGGCAGUGACUAACCUGCGUGAUAUAACCCUGACCAGUGUCCAGAGUUCAGUCUCUGCUCGAAUGGUGGCCAUUAAAACAAGCAAGAGCAGCAUGCAAGCAGCACAGAACGAGAAGGACACCUUCAGAUUCCUGCAGAUGUAUUCACAGGUGCACCAGGAUAUGGAGAAGGCCAAGGCUGUGGAUGUGAGGAAAGGGUUGGAGCCUGGCAGUGAUCAAGACAAGCUUGUCGAGGAGAUAAGAGAGAAUGGUGAAAAACUAAUGCAGCAAGCAGACAACUUUUCGGAAUCCUUGUUGAAGAUGGUUGAUCCUGACCAAGAGCUCUUUGCCACUUAUUCAGACCUGAUCUUUGAGCCACAGAAUUUGGGCGAAGCCAUGUCAAUGUCUGAAGACGGAAGGAAGGUUUUCUACAAUAGCUGGUUAGGGGAAUGCUUUGCCACUCUUCUAAUUCGUAGUACCCAAGAUAUUCCUAACUUUCGGAGUUGGCUGGUCUGUCUUGACACAGAGUCUGACUGGACAAUCGGUUUAUGUGACAAAAAGUCCUCAAAGAACUUGAAGGAUGGACCGGUCUUCGGUCUUUGCUGCAAAAACAACCAGCUCUGCUCACUUAAGACAGAAUAUGUUCAUUGCAAAGGUAGCACAACCAAAUUAAUAGGUCUUGAGCAUCAGGAAGGUGAUGUGAACACAACUAAUAUGGAGAAACAAAAGAGGGUUUCAGCGCCACUGUUAAAACAGAGAGCAGAGGGAGAGGAUGAGAAUGUAGAGCCACCUGAAACGGUGGAAGUAAUUUGGAAUUUUGUUGCUUCCUCAUUGUCUUUCUUCAGAAGAACUGGACAAUACAAGAGGGAAGAAAUACUCACAAUUCAGGUGAGCCUCGACUGGGAUCUGGUCCCCUUUUUUCAACUGGGAAACUGGGAAAAUAGCCAGAACAGUGCACAUUCAUUACAGAAUCAGUGGAAGUGCUCCUGCGGUAAAAUUUACAGCAAGGAUAGCCAUAGGUACAACCAGGGAAUGUGCCAGUUCAGUCACCAGACUCAGUGUCCCUGUGGACAAAUCAUCGGUGCCCGCCGCAUCACAGAGGUUGUUUGUGAACUUCAGUAAUUAGUGAAUCUCUGCUAAUCAACAUACAAGAGUUAAGAAAUAUAAAAAUCUACAUUUGACAGCAUGAAAUGAGAGGAGGCCUCAUUGAUUCGAGUUCCUGUUGAAUGAAAAUAACUUGCUAUAAGUGGAAUUGUCAAUAAUAAACCCAUGUUGUGUGAUCUUUUUUGUGGAGGGCACACAGAAUGGACAAUCUAACAUUAAAUAGCAAAGUAACAGCUGAG